AUGAGUGACGAAGGAUCUAACGAGGAGCAGCAUCCUACUCCUCCAGGGAACCCUCCGUCUUCAAAUCAAUCUUCUAAUAAUAGAGAAAAUGCUAACACAUCGGCCCAACCAAGAAAUACGAGAAAUAUAACUGUUUCCGUUCAGUAUUCAUAUGUGACCCCAGAUGCAUUAACUAAUAUCACUAAUCCCUUUAAUGCCAGUUUAGGGCCCAAUCCAAAUACAGUCAAUACCCCUCCAACAAGCACCACCUUGCCUGGCAUGAUUAAUGGACUUUCCAAUCUUCAACGUAUACCUAUCAACAAUCCUUCGACCACAACUAUGCCCAGUACCUCUAGUACUGGAGCUAGCAAUGGACCUGCUGCAACUUCAUUACCGCCACCAAAUUCCCUACCGAGAGAAGGUCCAGCAGCUACUGAUCCAUCUCUGCCGCAUGGUACUUUCGUGCUGUCCUUCAGGGACGUUCCAUCCAGUACCCCACAAUCCAGGUUAGAGUCUAUUAUUGGUAUAGCUGCUGAAAUCGCUAUGCGUAGAUUCACUGAACUGCAUUCGAGAGCCAGAGGUAUCUCUAAAGAAGCAUUUGAAACGCUACCUGUGCUUACAUUGGAAGAAGCCAAGAAAUUAACCGAAGACUUAUCAUGCUCUAUCUGUUAUGAACCACUUGAGGAAGAGGUAAAAGUUGAUGAAAUGAAUGAAAAUAAGAAAAGAGUAAGAAACGAUGAUGAUAAUGAAGAAGAGAGAUCUAAAAGACGAAGAUUGAAUGGUGAAGCUAACCCUUCGAAUGGUAAUUAUUCUAUAGGACUUACUGAAGGAGCUACUAUCAACUCAAAUACAGGUACUAGCACUGAUAGUACCACUAAACAUGAGGAAAAUGAAGUUCCUACAUAUUCACAUUCUCCUUUAAAAUUACCAUGUGGCCACAUCUUUGGUAGGGAAUGUUUAUUCAAAUGGUCAAAGGUUGAAAACACAUGUCCACUUUGUAGGCACGUAAUCAUCGAAAACAAUCAAAAUGAAGCAAAUGUGGAUUCUUCUGUAGAAGCACAAUCCACAGAAGCGUUCGAAAGAAUCAGAAAUCUGCUAUAUAAUCCUACACCUGAAGAAGAAGGUAGCGAGAAUAAUACUAAUGCUAAUAACAAUGGCGCAACUUCAGCGAACUUACAAGCUGGCUCUGCUGCAACUACAGGCGCCAAUACGACGGCCAACCCUGUUCGUUUCACGACUUUAGGUGGCGCUAGUGUGAUUUUCUUGAACCCUGAAUUGUUGGCCAAUAGGCAGGGAUCACCUGCUACAAGUACCAAUAUUCAAGUUGACGGAAUUUCGCAAUCGCAACCAAAUAAUAAUACUGAGACAAGUGCUGCCAAUGCACCCACCGCAGGUGCGUCUCCUAUUUCCCCCAACCUUUUAAACACAAGAGGCCGCAGAAUACAUUGGCUACCAUUAGAUAUAGGUAAUGAUAAUCCAACGAAUACUAAUGUAGCUUCUGAUGGGACUAAUCCACGCCAUCAUAGAUUCAGAACCAUUUUGAACAACUUUUUUGACUCGAUCACACAUAACAGACAAAAUGUGGCUACUGCUACCUCAAAUGAUCAUGAAGGAAGCCAUAAUGAUGCAUCUACAACUGCCACAUCAAAUGUCAAUACUGAUAUGGCAGGUCAAGAAACUCAGAACCCGGAUGUUAUAAGAAUGGGAAAUGAAAUUAGAGAUGCACUACUGGCACGCUUGAAUAGUAGAAAUAAUGAGGCUACUCAAAAUCUUUUUACGACAGGGGUAGCAAGUAGAAGAAAUGCCAGUGGAGAAGUUGAAACAUAUCAUAUCAAUGGCGAUGGAAUGACAGCUGCCUCCUCUCUCAACAAUAAUGAAAAUGACGCAUCUAAUCAAGAGCCAGAUAUUAGAUCCGGCGAGAGAGAUGGGGAUGAGCAUGAAGAAGAGCGUUAG
Molecule: messenger RNA, 1932 nt
Organism: Kazachstania africana CBS 2517
Lineage: Eukaryota; Fungi; Ascomycota; Saccharomycetes; Saccharomycetales; Saccharomycetaceae
Gene: SAN1
Product: ubiquitin-protein ligase SAN1
Exons: 1
Coding region: 1-1932 (643 amino acids)
Source: RefSeq, a predicted model, not a curated record